GGUCAAUUAAUGCUUGCUCCUUCCACUCCAUAAUGCAACAUGAAAUGGAAUAAUACGUGUCGUCCGCACCUCAUUUGUUGAGUCCUCCAUUGAACAGGACGGUCGUUCUCAUGUGGGGGUGCGAGACAGGGUGGGACAAGUUGGAUCAAAUUUACCUUUCACAUACGCAGUCUCCGCCAACUCUGAAAAGGGAAAGUGGCACCUCAUAAUUUUACCUAAAGUUAUACUUUUGACAUUUUCAACAUGACGUCGAAGCAAUUAGAAGAUGACGGCUUUGUAACGGUGGAAAAGAGGUUUAAAUACAUGUCUAUUGGUGGUGCUGGCAACAAUAGUAAACGCUCGAAAAACAAAAAGAAGAAUCGUUACGUUUUCAAAGAUUCCAUUGAUUACACCUUGAAUGAUCUCGAACCGAUCCUCGCUCAACGACGUGAGGCCCUUGGUGACAGUCAAUUUUACAAAGAUCUUUUAGACAUCUUAGAGCAACAACUUAUACCAACGCAACCACAGGAAUUGAUUUGUUAUGGCAUUGGAUCUAUGCAACACUCUAAAAACGCACAGUAUCAAUUUAUACUGGCAUUAUUAUUACGGGAUAUGCUCAAGAGUGUAGAAAAGGUGUCAAUUUAUGAUCCAGUCAUGACCGAGUUAGAUAAGGAACUGUCCAAGUCAUAUAAUAUAGAUGUGAUAGAAACAAACGAGGAUGGCAAGCGAAAAGUAUCACGACCGACGUUGUUCUAUAUGCCGCAUUGCGGUCGAGGACUGUAUAGCAACACACUGAGUGCGAACUGGGAUAAAGAAUCAUUACCGAAUGUCAUCAUGAUUGCGAAUCGGUUCGAUAUGUAUGUUGGAACUCAACUAGAAAGGGAUUUGCGUCGAGAAUGUCCGUACUUGAUACCAGCGGUCGAGUUGGUCGACUGCACGUCGUUUCCAAAAGAAUUCGAUGACAAUAAGGUCUUUAAUGAUCUUUCUGUAAUAACAUUUCCAAAAACCAGUGUGGAAAAUGUAAAGGAUAGCUAUUGGGAUGAUGUACCAGUAGAAAAAGUAGAAGAAUAAAUCCAGUGUACCAAAGUUAUGUUUAUUGUAUAAUAUGUGCUUUGCGUUACUUCAA
Molecule: messenger RNA, 1105 nt
Organism: Zychaea mexicana
Lineage: Eukaryota; Fungi; Mucoromycota; Mucoromycetes; Mucorales; Lichtheimiaceae
Exons: 6
Coding region: 244-1050 (268 amino acids)
Biological process (GO): microtubule-based process
Cellular component (GO): nucleus; cytoplasm
Source: RefSeq, a predicted model, not a curated record